Messenger RNA from Aplysia californica (California sea hare), 5243 nucleotides. Its product is annotated as acyl-protein thioesterase 1. Gene Ontology annotation, molecular function: carboxylic ester hydrolase activity; palmitoyl-(protein) hydrolase activity. The transcript is spliced from 8 exons. Bases 105 to 902 code for a protein of 265 amino acids. Lineage: Eukaryota; Metazoa; Mollusca; Gastropoda; Aplysiida; Aplysiidae. Gene Ontology annotation, cellular component: cytoplasm. Gene Ontology annotation, biological process: protein depalmitoylation. The record is from RefSeq and is a predicted model, not a curated record.
UUUCCCCUUGCAUCUUUAGAUUAGCCGAUCCCACUGGCCAAGCCAACUCACUCGAUGCGCCAUAGCAACAUCCUGCCAGUGCAGAAGCUGAUACGUAUGGAUGGAUGAUUCUUUCGCUUCGCAAAAAGAUUCAGAGCUUUGAGCUCAACACCAGGUCUAUUUUUCUUAUUGCUAUCAUUGUCGUUGCAGGUUCUGCAGCUGUAUUUAAACGGUUUAUGGGCGCCUCCUCAUCGCACAAAAUGAAUCCUCCUGUGAAAGUGCCAUCGAAAGAGAAAGCGACUGCAGCGCUUAUUUUCCUUCAUGGUUUAGGAGAUACAGGCCAUGGCUGGGCAGAAAUGUUUCGAGAGUUUUCCCUGAAGAAUAUAAGAUGUGUGUGCCCUCAUGCACCCUUGAAACCUGUCACGUUGAAUGGGGGUAUGGUUAUGCCAUCUUGGUUUGACAUCAAGGGGCUGAGCCCAAUGAGUCCCGAGGAUGAACAAGGUGUGAAAGAUUCCUCUAAAGAAUUGCAACAGCUCAUCGCCAAAGAAAUCGCUGAUGGUAUACCAGCUGAGAGGAUUGUGAUUGGAGGAUUUUCUCAGGGCGGAGCGAUAGCGUUGUAUACUGCGUUUGCCGCAGAUGUAAAAAUCGGGGGCGUUCUAGCUCUCAGCACCUGGCUACCUCUUAACAAAUACUUCACCAACCAGAGCAAUGCAAGGUACAACACCGACGUACCGAUCUUACAAUGCCACGGCUUAGCUGACCCACUUGUGUCGCACAGAUGGGGAGAGACUACACAUGAAAUCAUCAAGACAUUCAGUCCAGCAGCUCAGUUCAAGUCCUACAGUAAUCUUGGACACAGUUCUUCUCCUCAGGAAAUGCAGGACGUGAAAGCUUACCUGGAGGAGGUGUUAAAAGACUCAUGAGCUGAAAGCUGUAGAGACAACAACAACUAAAUAAAAACCAAUGUACAGUUGAUGUUGGUUAUAGACCACGUUCAUUUUCUUGUUUCCAUCGUGAACACGAUGGCAGUUUUCCCCCCUCCCCACCAUAUUAUUAUUAUUGCCUGCAAGUGUUCGAGUGCCUGCUUGGUGAAUGUGGUUGACCAUAGCAAUCUUUCUUUAGUAUUCAAGGAUGGAAAGGUAUGACGUGUGAGAAGUGUGCUCUUAUUGUUUGAAUAACUGGGGAAGAUUAUAUAUAUAUGUGUACACAUAUAUAAUACAAGUAGUGUCUCUUAAAGACAAGUAUCUUCAUGCAAAUUAUGACCAACUGUUGUGUGUAUCACUGUCCAUGUGGAAUUUUGCAUUGCGAAAAUAGACUCACUCUGUCGUGUAGAACAAGUUUGAGAUGUUUGAUUGAUUGUCUCCCUCAGAAUCAGUUUUUCCAUUUUCUGCAAAGUAAUGAACCUUUGACUUUGACUCAGGUGGGGGUUGUUGGUACACAUCAUCACCUCAGAAUUAUUUUGUCCAAAGUGUGCGUAAGUAAAGAGGCCCUUGAGACAGAGUUGUUCUGAGGUGAUGAUAUUGUGUCCAGAUGUUGGGGGGUUUUUUGUUUGUUUUUUCCUUUUGUGUGUUCCUCAAAGAUUUUGUUAACCGGAUGAAUAAUUGCGUUAUGCUUUACUGCCGAAUAGCAACGUUCUGUCACAAGGUAUGUAAGACUUACGCUCUUCAAACAAAAGCACGUCGUGGUACUGAAAUUUUCUGUUUUGUUGAUUUGACUGGUUUUGUUUGUGAACGUGGGUAGUUUUUGUUGGAUUUUUGAAAACUUUUUUCUUUUGAUGCUUGCCAUAUUGGGCUCUUGUUUUUAGUUUAGAAGAAACUUGCUGUGGUUCUGUUGAAAUAUUUGCCCAGAUUUUUGCAAAGGUGUAUUAGUAACAACAUCAGUCUCAUGUAUUGGGGAAAAAAACGGUUGAUCUAUUCAAUCUGAAAUUAAAUUACCGUAUAGUAUCUAUUCAAAUUCUCUAAAUACUUUAUGAAAAGAAGAAAAGUAUUUUUUAUUUGCCAUUUAUUUUUCAGGAUGUGCUAUUUAUGCCUGAGAGUCUUUUGACUUUUUUUUUUUAUAAAUUAAGCAGGGCUAUUAUUUCCAAUUUUGACCAAACACUUCUCCUGUGUACAUUCUACUGCUGCAUCAGCGAAAUAAUUACACAGAAAAUAUGCGCAGCGUCUGCUCACAGAUUGCUUUACUUUCGUUUGCGAUAUAUUUGUGCAGUGUUUGCCCUCAGUUUGCCUCUUUUUUCUUCCUUUUUUUUUUUCAGUUGCAAGAUAUUCCUCUAGGUAGAUAGGAAGCUUACUGUGCGGUGAUGGGAAGUGGGUGUUUGUGGCAUCUUGUAUCGGUGGGUGAAGGGUACAGACGCUACGUGCUGGAGUACCAUUGUGCUUGUUGUAUUCACUUUGUUUGUGUUUGUGUAGACAGAGUGUAUUCUUAGGGUAGGCCCACACCGGCGCCGAGCCCAACGGUCAGACCAGACCCGUUUUCUGACACAAAAGAAUGAACGCCCGCAGAACAGUAACGACAGGUAAUGAGAACCAGCAACCCGCCCACACCAAAACCCGACGUCCCAGACCAGACGGUUUAGGAAUGAACUUGCUCAUUGCACGCCGUUCAUCGGGCGAAAGAGGGGAUAAUUUUCGUAGAUAUUGCCUCUAUAAAUUCUCUCCACUUUCCCGCCACAGUCGGUUGGUUUUUGUUUUGAGAGUAUUUUACAGCGCUUGCGUGAUGAAAGCAGACGACAGGACAUGUGAGCAGGAAAGGAGGUAAAAGGGGGAAAAUUUAAAGAAGAACAUUUUCCAUUGCUUUCAAGUUUCGAUCCCGUGACCCAUUUAAUGAGAGGCAAACAACGUAAAACGUAACCCCUAGACCACAAGAGCACACUCACACACACACACCUACACACACACCUUCCUAACCACAAAAAGAACUACCACUUUCUCCUCCUGCUACACGCCAUAUUCUACUAGUAAACCAAUGUUGUCUGACCGUCGGGUACCAGUGGCGGUAUGGGCGCCACAGCCCGGCAGAAAAUCAUCGGGUCAGGUCUGACCAUUGCGCCGGACGCCGGUGUGGAUCUAGAUCUAGCCUUACUCUAGGAUGUCAGGGGUGGUUAGAAGGCACUGCUGGUAGAUCCCUUCUUCUUCUGUGUCUCUACAAUCGCAACAAUUGGCCCUUUGUGUUUGUCAAAUAAACUGCUGAUUGUUCUAUACCUUGUUUGUGAGGAAAAGUUGAAUACAGAUAAAGGGCAAGUGUGUGAUUUAUGGCUUCUGUGAAACUGUAUAUAAUAUAUGUAUAUAUAUAUAUAUUAUAUAUAUAUGUGUGUGUGUGUGUGUGUAUUCAGAUCCCCCCCCCCCCCCCCCCAAGUGAUCACCAUCUGCCCUUUUGUGAGUAUACAUGGGUGUGUUGAAGUUUUUCCUUGAUCUGUAUUCUUUUUCAUACCAUCUGGCAUAGCUGCUCUUCAUUUUUGUUUUAAAGUAUAAAGUAGUGGCUCUUCCCCCUUGUAGCUUUUGUGGUUCUUCAUGGGCGAUUUCCUGUCUGUGUAUUUAGAUGGCGUGUAUUUUCUUUUAUAAAAGCACUUUCUAGGAAAGUAAUCGUUGUAUUACAAAGUAAACUGUGUCACUGACUGUCUGGUCAGAAACUUUGUAAUUUAGAAUAUAAUGUACCUCUGGACCGGGUUCGAGCUCCGAUUCGGACAUGGAUUUUUUUCACCCCCUCCUGCCCACCCAGCAGUAAUGGGUGCCUGACUUAGAGUUGGAGAAGUAAAGGCGGCUUGGAAAGGAACUGGCCACCCUACCAUGAUAUGCCGACGGCCCAGGAAGUAGUCUCACUAACAAGGGAAUCCCCAAUGUCCGGAUCGGACGUGGGAACAACUUUACUUUUUUACCACUAGACCCAUCCAUAUAUAUACACUGGAACAAAUUUUAUCAUUUCUUUUAUUAUGUUUUCCUUUUAUAAUGUAAGCGGUGUUGGAAAGGAAAAUGUGAGAAUGCUGUAUUUUGUGUGCACACUUCGUUGAUAAUUUAUAACAAGUGAUGGUUUUCUUGCAGAAGGAAAGCAGUGAAACCUCCAUCAUCUGUGGUAGACUUUGUUAAGCUUGGCUUCAUAUUCUCAGCUUGACAUUGCAUCCUUUUCAAGCUACAGAUCACUGGAAUUAUCUCAUAUAUCACAGUUUAUAUAAAAAGUCUUGUAACAAGAUGUGUUAACGUUAGACAAUAAUAUGAUCCGUACAUUUGGAGUCCCCGCUUGUGUGUGUUUCUACGGGGUCUGAAACGUUUAGGGUGGUUUUUCCCCCGAGACAGCUGGCACCUCUGAAGUGAACCCUUUGAAUCCUUAAAGUGCACAACCAUACAUACUCAACCUUCUCACUUUACCCUUUGUGCAAUGAGCUCACGCCUCAGUAUGCAGUGCUGUAAUUCUAGCAGUCAACCAAUGGGAGGCGAGGUGCACAGAUCCUGUAUAAGUACCGUACAGUAUAAUACGGAUAGUUCAAAUUCGUCGGGACCGGCCUCUGUAGUAGUUCGAGGGGCCGCAGGCACAGUUCAGCGGAUGAGUGAUUGAUUUGGGGUCUUCUGUGUUUGACUUAUCCGUGUUAAACUGUUAAAGGCUCAGGAGUCUACUAAGGCUCCGAUGUGUAACGGCUGUUGGGCUGAACUGAAUACGAAGCCAGUGUGAGUGUUUUAACCAGUUCCUCUUGCUCUGUGGUUUGUUUCCACAAGGGCUCCAGACCUCGUUUGUCUCGCGUGAAAGUAUUUUGUCUAUGCACUUUCCCAGAUAAAUAUUUUACUUGGAACUUUGGUGUGUGUUGCAAGGCUCCCCUUUUUAUUAUCAUGGCAGUUAUUGCUUUUGUUUUGUUUUUGUUGAGGUUUUUUGUUUCUUGUUUUCAGUUGUAAAAUAGCUGAGGAGCCUUGCCAACUAUUGAUUAGUUUUGUCAAGUGUGUCACUUAACAACUGUUUUGAAUUUGGUUCUGCCUGUGAAAGUAUUCAAGUCCGUUCUCACAUGCAAGUUUCCAGAAACUUUCUUGUUUAUUUUUUUCAGUGUCUAUGAAAGUGUUUUUGGUUGGGUUGGUUUUUUGGGUUUUUUUAUAACUAUGCAUGUUUUUAUUAGUUGUAUUAUAAUAAUAUGGUUUAAAAAAAGACAGAUGAUGGAAAACAUUUGUAGAGAGUGGAAUUUUUAAGAUGUUAGUACUGUUAGCUUUUUGUUUUGCUUGAACUGGCUGUAUUAUUCAGUGGUCAGAAAUGUUCACACUGCAAUUAAAACUGUAUCUGGAAAGGAGAAA